Molecule: messenger RNA, 3548 nt
Organism: Tribolium castaneum (red flour beetle)
Lineage: Eukaryota; Metazoa; Arthropoda; Insecta; Coleoptera; Tenebrionidae
Gene: Trim9
Product: Tripartite motif containing 9
Exons: 9
Coding region: 258-2312 (684 amino acids)
Biological process (GO): axon guidance
Cellular component (GO): neuron projection
Molecular function (GO): zinc ion binding; protein binding
Source: RefSeq, a predicted model, not a curated record
UGUCGGCCGCUGCAUUCAGGUUGUCCUCUCGUGCUUGACCGCAAAAUCCGUACGAAACAAACCAAAAAGCACAAAAUCGAAGUAAAAAAUAUGUCGUCGACCUCAACCCUCCCAUCCAUCUCCAUCUGCCGCCAACAAUAACAGCAGCAGCACCAGGCCAAACCCUCGCCGGCUUUCGUCCGUUUCCGUGUCCCGUUCGCCGCGUGUUUCAAACCCGCCGGUGUGUGCCGUCAGUGGAGUUUGGUGAGUUGCGUGCGAUGGAGGAGGAGUUGCGUUGUCCGUCGUGCAAACAGUUCUACACCAACCCCGUCCUGCUGCCGUGCUUCCACGCUCUGUGCCUCAGCUGCGCCGUGCACCUGCAGCAGCCCGCCCAGAGCCAUGGCGCCGCCGGCGCCGAGAACGCCGAGAGCGUGGCCUCCGGCAGCUCCGGGGACUACCAGGAGAGCGACAAGCUGUCCAUCCUGAGCGAGACGGACAGCGGCGUGGUGUGCACCUCGCGCCCCAACAGCUACGUGGGCACCCCCAGCGGCGGCCUGUUCCCCAGCGCCCUGAGCCUCGCCUGCCCCCUGUGCCACAAGCUGGUGUACUUCGACGAGAACGGCGCCCACAACCUGCCCAAGUACCGCGUCAUGCAGGCGAUCGUCGAGCGGUACAGCGAGGUCAGGAAUCUGACGCUGAAAUGUCAGAUGUGCGAGACGGAGCCGGCGAGGGAAGCCACGGUGAUGUGCGAACAAUGCGAGGUGCUUUACUGCGAGACUUGCCGCGAGUCCUGCCAUCCGGCGAGGGGGCCCUUGGCCAAGCAUGUGCUCGCGGAACCGAAGCGCUGCUCGGGGACGAUGCUCAGGAAUAGGGAUGAUAAAUGCACGGAGCAUUCCGACGAAAAUCUGAACAUGUACUGCUUAGUGUGCAAGAUUGGUGUCUGUGCUUUGUGUUUGAUGGACUCGAGACAUGCUUCCCAUGAUGUCCAAGCGCUUGCCGUCAUGUGCAAGACUCAAAAGACUGAAUUAUCUCAUAACUUGCAACAACUGUCUGAGCGAGCCCGAUCAACGACAGAAUUCAUCCAGCGUCUCAAGGGAAUGAGCGAUAAAGUUAAUGAGAACUGCGAGGAGUUCGAGGCAAUGGUAUCAGCUCAAUGCGAUGCAUUAAUCGAAGCCAUUCACCACAGACGCGCUCAACUACUCGAAUGCAUUCGCCAAGAUAAGGAGCUAAGGGUUCGAGCUUUAAAGGAACAAGUCACUACCUGCACAAGUAGAUUACAGCAAACUACGGCUUUACUCCAGUUCUGCAUCGAAGCUCUAAAGGAAACAGAUAGUUCAGCGUUUCUUCAGGUCGGCUCAAUGCUAAUCAGCCGAGUGGCAAACACCGACCAUUCCUGGCACAAGGAAUGGACAGCUCCGCGGGUCUCGCCUCAUUUCGAUCUCACUUUAGACGAUAAGUCCGUCCUCAGAGCGAUUGAUCAGCUCAACUUUAUUCAAAUGAAACCGUACAUUGAUGGAGAAGAAAGAAUGCCUGCAGCUCCGACUGCACCAACAAUCAUACCCGAAGAAUGCAGUGCUGAAAAUAACUCGGUCACAGUGGCGUGGCAGCCUCCAGCUCAAAGUCACGUCGAGGGUUACGUUUUAGAAUUGGACGAUGGGAACGGCGGUGAUUUUAGGGAAGUCUACUGCGGGACUGAAACAAUAUGCACAGUAGACGGGCUUCAUUUCCACUGCAUGUAUAAUGCAAGAGUCAAGGCGUUUAAUAGUUCAGGUGAAGGGGAAUAUAGCGAACUUAUUGGGCUACAGACGGCUGAAGUUGCUUGGUUUACGUUCGACCCGAUUUUGUCGGGCCCGGGCCUCCAGUAUUCCGAAGACAGUGCCACGGUAACCGGCGAGGGUUGGGAGCACAGAGUGGCGCUAGGUAGUGUCGGAUUCAGCCGCGGGGUGCACUACUGGGAAUUCACUAUAGACAAGUACGAUGCUGACACUGACCCUGCGUUCGGUAUUGCGAGAAUAGACGUGACUAGGGAUAAGAUGUUAGGUAAAGACGAUAAAGGUUGGGCCAUGUACAUAGAUCGCCAACGGUCGUGGUUCCAACACGCUGGAGGGCACGAACAAAGGGUCGAGGGUGGGAUAACGGCGGGAUCAACAGUGGGCGUACUUUUAGAUUUGAAUCACCACGUUUUGUCAUUUUUCGUUAAUGAAGAACCGCAAGGAGCGGUCGCUUUUAGGGAUCUGUACGGGGUGUUUUAUCCAGCUGUUAGUAUUAAUCGGGGGGUUAGCGUCACCUUACACACGGCCCUAGAUCCGCCAUCCGACUGCGAAGAAACUUGAACUGACGCACAAUAAUCAUAAACGUAUACUAAGACACAAUUCGAGAGCGUUUUUACGAUGAUAUUUUUUUUAAAACAAAUAAUUAAUAAUAUCAGCACAAUGGUGCUGAAUUUGGCAUAUCUAUCAUUUUGGAAGCAACUGAACAAAAACUUGCCUUAAUUUUUUAGUAGACUUGUGACAAGUGACACAGCAAAGUGCCCUAAAGAUUACGAAUAAGUUAGAAGUUAAUCCUCAGAACUGAUAUUUAGCGAAAACCAGACUAGGUAUUUUCAACGCAUGACAUUUUGGUGGGUUUAAAUUGGUGUUACACCCUGUAUAUCUUCCACUAAGCAACUUAACUGCUAGCUAUAUAUUAAACUUUUAGUAUUAUAGCUUGUAAUUAGUUUCUCAAAUUAUCACUUUCCAUCUGUCCCAACAGUGCUAGAACGAAGUAACUAUUACGACCGCCACGUGAAUAAUAUUCUCCAUUAAUGUUCAUUAGGUGUAUCUUAUAAACUAAUUUAUAUAAAUAAAUGUAAGACGUUUAAAGUUUGAGCUAGUAUAUUUAAGUAUCUAUAAUGUUGCGUCCUUGCACCGUUGAGACUUUGCAUAUAUUAUGUUAAUAAUUUAAAUAAUUAUACUAGAACUGAACGAAUUUAUACAAGUUUAGUGUUGUAAAGUACAUAUCAUAAGGUACAUUAUUUCCCUUUCGUAUCUUAAUAAUCAAUAAAUGAUUGAUGUUUUCGUCACACUAAAAACAGUUAAUCUUCGUAGUAGACCCGUUAACCACUAAUGUAAUUUGUUAUGCUAAGCCAGUUUUCAUUCCUUGUAUUCCAAAAACACAUUUGUUUGUGGAAAUGUUGCAAAUUUCGACGAGUUGUGGUUAGCAGGUCCAUUACGAGUGUUAAACAUCAUAACUCCAAUAUAAUUUUCAGUAUUUGUAUAAGGGGAGACUUGUAAUGCUAAUCUGUAAGACUGAUAUUUCACUGUAUGGAAUGUUUCUUGUUUUAAAGAAUUAUUAAUUAUUGAUAAAUUAGUGUAUUUCUUUCGGUUUUGUCAACUUUGAGUUGUAAAAUAUGUUCUAGUCGGAAUUAAAUUAUAAAUGACCAGCGCUCAAAUCUUGUGUUUUUCUGAUUUCUUGCCAUCGUAACUUAUUUGUUAAUAGAAUUACUUAUUUAUGGAAAAAGUACUAAAACUUAUUAGUGUUAUCACUUACACUUGUAUAUACAUUUGUAUAAUAAAGCGGCGAAAACCGAA